AUGACACAAUUAAAGCAGGACAGAAAAAAUGUUAAUACUUUUAAAAAUUUAUUAAAUAACUUUAAACAGUUCCUAGGUCAAGUGAAAAAUGAUGAUGAAAAUUUUCAAGAACCAGCUAUUAAAAAUCUAAAGCUUAAUGCGGAAGAAAAUCAUAUGAAGGUUAUGAAUAUACUAAAUUCGAUAGUUGGAGAGGAUUAUAAUUAUGAUGGAGUUAAGACACCAGGAAAAGCAUCGAAAAUGCUAGAGCCUGAUGACAUUCGACCUUUUAGUGCCCCGCCAUCCAACUUGAAGAUUGUAGAUGGCGAAGUAGACAAGCUCAAAAGGAACGAUGAUGAAAUUAUAUUAGAGACAGUGGUUUCUAAAAAAGAUGUUAAAAAUCUUUUUAUUCCUACAAAUAGGAAUUGGAAAAUAUACCACUCACUUCGCUAUAAUUGGGAUAUCAAGAAAAGAUAUCCAAAAUUUAAAAAUGGCAUCAUAAAUGAAAAUUUUUCCACUGAAAGGAUAAUUGGCGAUAGUAAUUGUCUUUUCAGAUGUAUAAGCAAAGAUAUUUGCGAGGAUAAAUGCCACUAUCACUUCCUAAGAUCGGAAUGUGUGCGCUUUAUGAAAAGUAAAGACAUGGCAGAGCAGAUGGAGGGGUUUCUGGGAGAACCCGUUGACGCGUACCUGUAGAGGACGGGCAUGGCUCAAAAUGCCGUUUAUGGUACAGAGGUGGAGAUAGUUGCAAUGGCAACUAUGCUCCAGACUAAUAUUUUAAUACAUACUAUUUAUAAAUGGGCAUACUAUAUGCCCAUUAAAAAAUUAAGUAAUAUUAAAAAAUUUAAUGUAAAUAUUUAUUUAAUAAAUCAUAGCGAACAUUUUGAUC
This is a messenger RNA of Gordionus sp. m RMFG-2023, 862 nucleotides long. RefSeq lists its product as uncharacterized. The transcript has 7 exons. The record is from RefSeq and is a predicted model, not a curated record. Bases 1 to 669 code for a protein of 222 amino acids. NCBI's taxonomy places the organism in Eukaryota, Metazoa, Nematomorpha, Gordioida, Chordodea, Parachordodidae.